Molecule: messenger RNA, 690 nt
Organism: Sinocyclocheilus rhinocerous
Lineage: Eukaryota; Metazoa; Chordata; Actinopteri; Cypriniformes; Cyprinidae
Product: 39S ribosomal protein L51, mitochondrial-like
Exons: 4
Coding region: 147-536 (129 amino acids)
Biological process (GO): translation
Cellular component (GO): mitochondrial large ribosomal subunit
Molecular function (GO): structural constituent of ribosome
Source: RefSeq, a predicted model, not a curated record
UGAAAAGCGUUCAAUGGCUGUAGCAGUACUGCGCACACAUGAUAUCACACCGGUAUCGCUAGCUUUAUCUAGAGGAUUUUAAAGUAUAUAACAUUCAGGUGUCAUUUAAAAGCUCUUUCUCAUUUUCAACGCGGAUUUGCUGAAGCAUGUGUGUGUUUGGAGGAGUGUUGAGGCGCGCGGUGACCGCCUGUCAAUCAUCGGCUCUGCUGUGCGCGAGACUCUUCAGCACAGGCUCGUGCGCUAGAAUACGAAUGCACGCUGUUCCCAAACUGAGAGAGGUGGAUCGAUGGACGGAGAAGAGAAGCAUGUUUGGAGUCUAUGACAACAUCGGGAUCUUGGGAGAUUUUAAAGCUCAUCCGAAAGACCUGAUCCGAGGACCGGUGUGGCUCCGAGGCUUCAGCGGAAACGAGCUCCAGCGGCUCAUCAGGAAGAAGCGGAUGGUGGGAGAGCGAAUGCUGACUGAGGACAAGCACAACCUGGAUAAGAGGAUCAGCUUCCUGUACCGCCGCUUCAACAGAUACGGCAAACACAGAUAGACUCCACCACAGCCGCAUGCUUUACUUGUACGGAUGUGGAGUUCAUUUGGUGUCAAAAGUUCUGGUCGUUAACUCUUUCAUCGCCAGCAUUGUUGAAAAAAGUUGCCAGCCACCGCCAGCGAUUUUGAUGAUUUUCACUACAAUUUGAUGGCCU